This is a messenger RNA of Pseudovirgaria hyperparasitica, 7422 nucleotides long. RefSeq names its product Not1-domain-containing protein. The coding region runs from base 137 to 6952 and encodes 2271 amino acids. The record is from RefSeq and is a predicted model, not a curated record. The transcript has 4 exons. NCBI's taxonomy places the organism in Eukaryota, Fungi, Ascomycota, Dothideomycetes, Acrospermales, Acrospermaceae. Gene Ontology annotation, biological process: nuclear-transcribed mRNA catabolic process, deadenylation-dependent decay. Gene Ontology annotation, molecular function: molecular adaptor activity. Gene Ontology annotation, cellular component: CCR4-NOT core complex; P-body.
CUUUCUUGUUCUUACGAUCGCAAUCCCAUCACGAGCUUAAUUCCAUUUGCAUCUUGCUUUCCUACCUAUUCCAUCGCCAACGCGUCUUCAUCGUUCAUCUGACGCUGAUUGCGGGUCAAAUGGGAUAUCGGGUCUAAUGAGCCAGCAAUUCUCUUGGGGCUCCUCCAGUCAGCACCAGAGCAGUCGUCGUGGCUUAACACCCAUCUCGACCGCAUUAAAUAAUUCGACAAACCGCUCAAACACCGCAUCGAACAGCCCUUCACGCCCCAACUUUUCUCCCGCAAACGCUGCCUUUCCCGGCCUCCCUCCUCCGAGGCACACAAUCAGUCGCAAUUCCUCUACAUCUUCAACCUCUUCACCUUUCACUCCUAACCAGUCAGGAUCGCAGCAGCCUCUUCCAGGCCAGCUGCUGUCUUCUGCGAGAUCAAGAACCAUAGCGUCAACCAAUAACCCACACCCGGCUUCCUCCGCCGCAGCUCUGUCUUCCGCUUCGCAAACUGGUGGGGCCAAUUCUAGCAGCGGCGGAGGAGGAUCAAGACUUGCACGAGCUUCCCCAUCGCUCUCACAGCCAAGCACUGUGGCAUCACCAAGCCUAGCGAGUAAUCUCACUUCCGUACCUCCGGGUCAGUCUCUAGCUAAGAUCGUCAUCGCUCAAGUAUUCUUGCUACUGAGCACAAUUAAAGACGAUAAAGCGCAGGCGCAAACGGACCAGAUUCGCAAACUGGUGGAUUCGAACGGCAUGGAGGUAUUCUCCAAGUACUUCAAGCGACUGCUGGUCACCCAUGCAGGUCAAGUAUUUGACGGGAGACCAGUAGAGAGCGCAAAUCCAAACACGUACAACCUCCUCGUGACAGAGAUGCAGAAGAUUCUACAGGACCCUCAACAAGCACAAAGAAUAGCGGAGUCAGUGGACACUACGGAUGGAGAUAUAUUCAGGAACUUCGAUCUCUCAACAUUUAUGGAGCAUUUCAAAUUAGAUCCAGUUGCAAAGACGACUCUCGCACUUGCGUUCAAGACGACUGGCAAAUCAGACUUGAGGACGAAAGCGGACGCGAUCCUCACGAACAACUACACGAACUUCCUUCACGCAAUUUCGCAGCCUGCAGACGAAUUGUCGACUGCUUUCCUCGCAUCCGUAAUAGAAAGACUCGCUCAAUACCCACCUCGUAAUUGGAACGAUGAGAGCAAAUACGAUCUGAGGAACGCACUUGUUGCUCGGUUCAGAGCACUGCAUCUUUCGCCGCCUGCUGAAAUAGGCUCCGCACUGUACAUGGUGGAGCUUAUGGGGCCAGAGAACCAUAUUGUGAGGACUUUCCAUCGCGCAGGUCCACAGGCUACAGCGACAUUGGACAGCUGCAAGGAAACGCUUUCUACUGUGGAAGUGCGCAACAUCAGUUACACACAAGUGACUUCAGCCUUACUCUAUAUGGUCAUCUGCCAGGGAUCGCAGCCCUUCAACGCGACGAAUUUUGUCGCUGCCUUGCGGGAGCAUCGGGCGGGCCAACGUCUAGAUUGGCAAGACAUUGUUCAUUCACUAGAUCGAGAGACGCUACGAGUCACGAAACAACAAUUUCUGUCUCUUUACCGAGCCCUGCUUCCGCUCGCACAAGACUACGAAAAUUUCGACAUCCAACUCAUGUGGGGUGGGGCCUGGAAAUACUCUGAGACCCAGCUCUCCUUCGUUGUAGCUUUUCUAUCAUGCUCAACCGAAGACCUUGACGCUGAGGAGAUACCCCGUCUGCGCAAAGCUUACAGCCGCGAAAUGUUCGAGGAUGCUUCUGACGAAGUGAAAGGUUUCGCCGACAAGUCUAUGCAUCAUCCAAUGGCAUCUCUGGACGCAACCAGUGCUCUUUUUACCACGAUUUUCCGAUCACCAGAAGCAUACAACCAUGCCCAGAGUUUAGGUAUCCCCGAAACGGUCAUCAACGCGAAUACCGAUAUAUUCCUCAUAUCCGCUGCAGCAGUCCCAAAGCCUUGGGGUGGCCUGCAGGACCAGGCACUUAGACAGCUUUUUCAUCCAUUUCUCAUCAAGUCACUACCACACUAUCAAUUCGUCAUGCACGGUCUCUGGAAGCAAGAUUACAGCUGGAUCGCAGGCCGGCUCAUCGAUGCGUACACCUCGAACCAUAUGCUGCUUAUAGUAAUUUUGGAGCAUGCACACGAACAUGGAUGGAUUCCCGCUUUGAUUCAGGCAUGCAAUGAAUUGAGUCUAGAUCUCGCCGCACAAGUACACGCACGCGAUAUUCACGAUAUUAACCCUUGGGCUCAGGAGAUGUUUAUCAACAUGCCCCAAAUGUUUCCAAAGGCUUUAGGUAACUUCCUCCACGCGAAAGCAGAAAAUGAGCUUCAUUCUCAACGAGAGAAAGUCCCACCUACGACCGUACCCCUGGCUGUGAAAACAGUUCAAUACCUGUUAUCAAUCAUGGAGAACCAGGUGCCUGAUGAGGAUCUUGUAACCCUCCAAAGGGCUUGUAUUCAAUCGUACCCACGAUUGAUCAACUACGGCGAAGGUUUCGAUGGCAUCAUAGAUCAGAAUGGCAAAGACGGCAAUUCAGUCUCGGCUGACGCUGAUGAAAAGAUGCAGGAACAUUAUCGAACGAUGUAUGCUAAAGAGUCUGAUGUACGGGACAUCGUCGAUGCCCUUCGGAAGUACAAGACAUCAGAAGAUCCAGCCGAUCAGGACCUCUUUGCGUGUAUGAUCCACGGGCUCUUUGACGAAUAUAACUGCUUCGGAGAAUAUCCUCUUGACGCCCUAGCUACGACUGCGGUACUUUUCGGGGGGAUAAUCAAUUAUCGCUUACUCUCGAGAAUUGCUCUCCAGGCUGGCCUAGCAAUGGUUCUGGAAGCUGUCCAGGAAUCUCAGCCCGACGAGUCUAUGUACAAAUUUGGUCUCCAGGCACUUCUACAUUUCUCUGAUCGCCUGCAGGAGUGGCCUAGCUUCUGCGAUAGGCUACUGAGGGUGCCAGGUCUUGUGGGAACUGAGGUUUUUCUCAAAGCACAAGACAUCGUUGGUGGGCAGCAUUCCGAUAUCAAUGGGGAGGCGCCGAACGGCGUCGGGAUGCCAAACGGAACCAGUGUCGAGGAUUUUCUGGCUGCAGAACCUGCGGUCCCGAAUUUCACAUGCCUCCAUGUUGGGGAGCAGCAACAAGAUGAUGUUUAUGAGGAGCCAGACGAAGAUGUAUCCGACAAGGUACUCUUCGUCCUGAACAAUGUCUCCGAACGCAACCUUAAAGACAAGCUCAAAGAUCUGAAAGAAGUCCUGGAGAAGAAGCACCACCAAUGGUUUGCAAACUAUCUUGUCGAGGAACGCGCCAAAAUGCAACCAAAUUUUCAAAACCUCUAUCUCGACAUGCUCCAGCUUCUCGACGACAAAACACUAUGGGCAGAGGUUCUACGCGAGACCUAUGUAUCGGUCAUUCGAAUGCUGAAUUGCGAAUCGACCGUAAGUAACUCCACCGAACGCACUCAUCUGAAGAACCUCGGUGGGUGGCUCGGAUCAUUGACGAUUGCGCGUGAUAAGCCAAUCCUCUUCAAAAAUAUAUCAUUCAAAGACCUUCUCAUCCAAGGUCAUGAUACGCAGAGACUGGUGAUUGUCAUCCCAUUCACCUGUAAAGUGCUUGUCAAGGCAGCCAGUUCGACAGUUUUCCGGCCCCCAAACCCGUGGCUCAUGGAAAUCAUUGGCCUACUGUUGGAGCUCUAUCAGUUCACCGAGCUUAAAUUAAAUCUCAAAUUCGAGAUUGAGGUGCUGUGCCAAGAUCUCAAGUUGAACCAUAAAAACAUCGAGCCAUCUACUUGCAUUCGUGCCAGACCACCACAGGAAGAAUUCGACAUGUCGUCGCUACUUCCAGAAGGUAUGGAAGGGUUCAGCGAGCUUUCUCUUAUGGGUCUGAAUAGGAACCGAGGCCCUAGUGGCAGAUUCUCGCCUGCCGCAAUUGCGGCUACAUUGCCAGAUCUCAGAGACAUGCUCUCGUACCCACCGGGGAAUGACCCAAGGAUGAAUAAUAUCCUACUAAAUGCAGCCCAACAGGCGGUGGCUGAGAUCAUUGCCCCGGUUGUAGAGCGCUCAGUCACAAUUGCCGCGAUAUCGACACAGCAGCUUGUGGCUAAGGACUUCGCGCUUGAACCCGACGAAGAGAAAUUGCGAGGCGCCGCCCAUAACGUAGUCAAGUCUCUCUCUGGAAGCUUGGCACUCGUUACCUGUAAAGAGCCCCUCAGAAUGAGCAUCAUGAACAACAUCCGAGUCCUCGCUCGUGAUACACCUAAUCAGGCUCUCCCUGAAGGAUUAAUCAUGAUGUUUGUUAAUGACAACCUAGAUUUGGUGUGUAACACGGUGGAACAGGCUGCGGAGAUGAAGUCUUUGGCAGAAAUCGACCUCCAAAUAGAAGAAUUGGUUCGUUCUCGUCGCAUGUAUCGACAAAGUCGUUCAAACGAGCCCUUCAAAGACCCAAGUAUCAGUCAAUGGGCCUUCUACAUUCCUGAACCUUACAAACAGAGCCCCGGUGGCCUCAAUCAAGAUCAACAGGCAAUAUAUGAAGAAUUCGGACGCCAAGUUCGGCCUGCUAUCGCUCACGCCAAUACAGCUUCCCAAGAUAGCAGUCGACAGGUACCAGAUGUGCUUCAGGAACCAUUCCCUACAGUUUCAACCCUUCCAAACCCAGCCGAGGCUCCAGCCGCGCCGCGCCAGAACAUUCAGCCGCCGCCAAGAUUGCAAUCGCUGCCUCCCCAGCAGCAAAUAAACCAACACAUGAACGGCUUCCUAGACCACAAUGCUGCUAGUGAUCGAUUACUGGAGCUCAUGACAGAUCUGCAGCGUGCGGUAUGCGAUGCUAACGAGACCCGCAUAGAAGACCUAUCUCAGACGUCGCCGAUCAGUCGAUUCUACGAUCAAAUACUUGCACUUGUAGACAACGCCGGCACUCAUAAAGAUAUGCUAUGCUUGACUGCUGCCAGCAAGGCCACGAACUUCAUAUAUUCUGACAAAAGCAGUCGACUUGAGGUUGAAGUCUUUGUGAUGUUGCUUUCUCGAUUGUGCCAAUCAACGGUGGCAACAGCCCGACAGGUUAUCAUUUGGCUGGAUCCUUUAGAGGAGGACCGUGUGUUCAACGCCUUUGCAGCUCUAUGCCUCCUCAAGGAGCGACUUCUUGACAUCCACAAGGUUGACGUUGCAAUUGCCAGGGCUCUGAUGUCUCGGAGGGAGAUCGCUAUAGAAUUCCUAUCGGACUUGAUGGAUGAAAUGAUUAGUGGCGAAGUACCUAUCGUCAUGCGAUCGGACUUUGCCGUCACUUUCGAGGCUCUCAGCGAUUGGCUCACCGAAUUCCCUGACUUCACGCGCGUCAAGACGGUUCUGUCGAAGCUUAAUGCACCGGCGAAGCCCGAAGAAGCCCUCAUGAACGCACAUCAAAGCAAGGAGUAUACUAUGGAGUACGCUUUUAUCGAAUGGGGACAACUACAGCGACAGGGUGUCUCUGAAAAUACUUUAUCCUCUUUCAUCAGCCAACUACGCACCUUGGGAAUUACUGGAGAUAAGGAAGCUACCGCCCUCUUUCUCCGAACCUGCAUCGCGAUAUCCAUUGAGUCUUAUGAAGUUGAAGAGCGGAUACUGUAUGGUGGAAGUCUUGACACUGCUUAUGUCAAUGUGGACGCCCUGGCUCGCCUCAUUGUCGCACUUGUAGCUCAACUGGGUCCCGUUGAUGGCGCUGUCAAAGAGUCGAAGCCAAAACAUUUCGAAAGACUUCUCUCAGUUGUUGUCCUCCUCUUGUGUCAACAUCAUCACACAAAGGGUGAAGGUUUCAAUCAGAAAGUCUUCUUCCGGUUGUUCGCAUCGAUCAUCUGCGAGCUUCAGGCUUCGAAGCAUAGCUUCAUUGGACUUGAAAAGCAGAUGUAUAUUGUCAUGGGCAAGGCCUUUCUCGCCAUGCAACCAGUAUAUUUUCCCUGCUUCGCCUUCGGCUGGCUCGCGCUCAUCGCACAUCGGAUUAUUCUUGAAACCUUCGUAAAAAAUGGCGACGACGAGUGCUGGGAGAUGUAUACUCGCUUGAUUGAGACCGCAUUGGCUUUCACUGGUGAGUUGGUAAAGUCCAACGACGUUUCCCUUGCCGCGCAGACGCUCUAUCGCGCUGUACUCAGACUACUACUCGUCAUCCAUCACGACUUCCCAGAGUUCCUAGCGGAAAACCACUUCCGCCUGUGCAAUGCUAUACCGGCUCACUGCACACAACUCAGAAAUCUAGUCUUGAGUGCAUAUCCAUCUUCAUUCCCAGAACUGCCAGAUCCCUUCAUGGCCGGUCUGAAGAUCGAUAGACUGGAAGAGGUACGUAAGGCGCCUGUCAUUAGGGCUGAUAUUGAUGGGUACAUACUCCGCUCUGGGAUCAAAGACGCUCUUGACAAUAUGAUCCAUGACCCAGAUCAAACUUCUGAGGACUACGAGAAGAUUUCUCAGGCUAUCAAUACUCAUACAAAACUCGAAACUGGACUCUCUAGUAUUCCUGUGACAGUCAACGAUCAGUUGUUGAAUGCCAUCGUUAUCUAUGUGGCUUCUUCAACGGAGAACAAUUCACCGUCGUUCAACCCGGCAUCAGGCUCAGUACGGCUUCUGGAGGCACUUUCGAAGAAUCUGCGACCAGAAGCUACCUAUUAUCUGUUAGGUGCUCUGGCCAAUCAGCUUAGGUGGCCCAAUAGUCAUACCUGUUACUAUAGUUACAUGAUCCUACACCUGUUCGGUUCGACAGAUUCCAAAGCACUGGAAGUACAGCAGAUCAUUUCCAGAAUCCUUCUCGAGCGACUCAUUGUUCAUAGACCGCAUCCAUGGGGUCUUAUCAUCACCCUCCUGGAAAUCAUGGAAACGCACAAACAAGCCUUCUGGAACCUGCCGUUUAUUAAGGCGACACCAGAGGUUGAACGACUUUUCCAUGCUUUAUUCCAACAUAUUCAGCAAAACCCUCGCAGCCUUUCCUAACCCCUACAGAAAGGUGAUGGACUUUAGUCGCUACAACCUAUGAUCGCCGUAGUCGAGAAAACGACAACUUUGUCAUCAACAGACAAUAUUGCUGGACACCUCGUCCACUUCACACAUUGUUUCCGGCGAUCUGCCAUCGGCAAUCUUAUUCCUAAAAAUACUUCCACUUCUCCUGUUCCUAUUCCCACACAUUACUUUAGUACCUUGAGCGAGCACGAUUGUCUCUAGAGGAACCGGGUUCGGUAAAAGUGUAGAGAGACACGAGAUGAAAAUCUACCCUUAUCUUCUCAACAUCACAGGUGUGACGGUCUGGCAGGUGCAUGACUGGGAGGGCUUUCAAUUGCUCAAAAGCGAUGGCGUUACGGAUUUUGAUGUUGAAUGUAGCAUAUUCUUGGGGACCGGGUAGCCGCGGUAACGCGGCUGGGUGCAUAUAAUGUAGGAUACUACCAAGUAGUGAACGAAGUUAAUAG